UUUUUAGCCAAAAUGGCUACGAUGCGCUGCCGGUUCUACGAAAAUCAUUUUCCGGACGUGGAAGAAACAGUGGUAGUAAACGUGCGACAAAUAGCAGAUAUGGGAGCGUACGUGAGCUUGUCCGAGUAUAAUGGGAAGGAAGGCAUGAUUUUGCUCUCUGAGUUGUCUCGUCGCCGUAUCCGAUCUGUGAAUAAGCUGAUUCGUGUAGGUCGUAGCGAAUGUGUAGUGGUUAUUCGAGUAGACAAAGACAAAGGUUACAUUGAUCUAUCGAAAAGACGUGUCUAUUCGAAAGAUUUGAUAUUGUGUGAAGAGCGGUUUGCGAAAGCGAAGGCUAUCAAUAGUAUUCUACGUCAUGUCGCCGAGCAAUUGGGCUAUGACAAAGAUGAGCAAUUGGAGGACUUGUAUAUGCGGACAGCAUGGCAUUUCGACCGAAAAGAGAAGAAAAAGGCAGCCGCAUAUGAUGUGUUCAAGCGUGCCAUAGCUGAUCCACAUGUACUUGAUGAGUGUGACAUAUCUCCUGAAAUUAGGGAGGCACUACUGGAAGACAUUAGAAAAAAGCUAACGCCACAGGCUGUGAAGAUUCGAGCAGAUAUCGAAGUAGCAUGUUUUUCCUAUGACGGAAUCGAUGCGAUCAAAGAAGCCUUGAUAGCCGGGAAGAAUUGCUCCACUGAUAUUAUGCCGAUCAAGAUCAAUUUGAUAGCUGCUCCUCACUUCGUAGUGACUACACAAACGUUAGAUCGGGAACAUGGAUUGACUGCAGUCAAUGAUGCGCUCAAUGUGGUAAAGGAAACUAUAGAGAAGUAUGGCGGGAAGUUCUCCAUCAAGGAGGAGGCACGCGUUGUAACUGAUGUUGAUGAUAAUGACAUCAAGAAGAAGUUAGAAUUAGCUGAGCUCGAAGAAGAGGAAGGAUCCGACGAAGAGGAUGAGGAUGAGAGCGAAGAUGAAGACGAAGCUGCAUCGCCAGGCCUAGAGCGUCAAAAAGCGAAGACCGAGAGUAGCAGAAAUAAAGAUAGUGAAAGCGAACACAAUUUUGAGAUCAGCGUUCUGUGA
Cylicocyclus nassatus is the source of this 1050-nucleotide messenger RNA. The record is from the annotation of a GenBank genome assembly. NCBI's taxonomy places the organism in Eukaryota, Metazoa, Nematoda, Chromadorea, Rhabditida, Strongylidae.